AUCGAAGUAAUUCGACCAUAAAAUUGUCAUUCCGUUCUAACAUCAAAGUUAUCCCUUUAAUAUCGUAAUAUGAAAACUCCCGUGGGCCUAUCGAUCGAUUUCCUGCGCACAUCCGACGCGUCGGUUACGGUACAUCUCCAGAAUCCAGCCAUCUCGCAUUAUUCCCACAAAACCCGUGAAAAAAUGUUACAUUAACCGUAAAAAAAUAUCAAACCAACCCAAAAUGACCGCGAAUAACAUAUUCUAAAUAAAUCUUACACAGAUUAUAGAAAAAGUGAAAAAAAGGUUUUUGUGUGAUGUAAAAUGUAAUAAAAAAAUUUAGUGUAACGAAGUCUUCCAUUAUAGUUAAGAAUUAGAUUAAUGUCUACGUCUUCCUGUACGUCAAUUUUUAAAUAUAGAAUUUUUUGAAAAAAGAAUUUAACAUGAUUAACGUCGGGCGUUUCAAGAUGCCACCAAUUAAGAAUGUGCUGGAUGUGGCCAUGCAGACUGUCAGGCAGCAAGUACCAGAACGACCUGGGCCUGCACCGCGCCCACCACAAAAUGUCCGGUUCGCCAAUUCAGACGUGGGAGAAAGCUGUGAGCUAUCUACAAUGAAUGAGACGACAUCACCGUCAUACCAGUCUACGAACCCGAGCAACCCAUUUCUGAGCGGACAGCUUCAGGCUGAAGAUUCCUUCACCAGUUAUCAAAACACAUAUCCACAGCAAGAUGGCGCUCCCAGAACUCAGAGCAUGCAAAGCGUUGACUUUUACGCCUCAUCGGAAGAGAGUGGGUUCGAAGAGGGUGGUGGUAGUCCAGGAGCUAAGAUCAAUGAGUUUCAAGCUGCCUGGAACGUCACAAAUGCUAUCCAGGGUAUGUUCGUUGUAUCAUUGCCAUUUGCUGUGCUCCAAGGAGGAUACUGGUCAAUAGCUGCCAUGGUUGGUAUCGCCCACAUCUGCUGUUACACAGGCAAAAUUCUAGUAGAUUGUCUCUACGAAGAUGACCCAGUUUCUGGUCAACGAGUACGAGUCCGCGACUCUUACGUCAGCAUCGCCAAAGAAUGCUUCGGAAGAAAAUAUGGCGCCAAAAUUGUCAAUAUCGCCCAAAUUAUUGAACUUCUGAUGACUUGUAUCUUGUACGUUGUGGUUUGUGGUGAUUUGAUGAUUGGAACCUUCCCCGAUGGGUCAAUCGACACCCGAUCCUGGAUGAUGUUAACGGGCAUAUUCCUCUUGCCUCUGGCAUUUUUAAAGUCCCUCAAAAGCGUUAGUAUGCUGUCUUUCUGGUGUACCAUGAGCCACUUAAUAAUAAACGCCAUUGUUCUUGGCUAUUGCAUUCUUUAUAUUGGUGAAUGGGGUUGGUCGAAAGUGAAAUGGAAUCUCGAUUUGGAAAACUUCCCCAUCAGUCUGGGUGUCAUUGUCUUCUCAUAUACUUCCCAAAUAUUCUUACCCACCUUAGAAGGCAACAUGGAAGAUCGAUCUAAGUUCGAGUGGAUGUUAAAUUGGUCACAUAUCGCUGCUGCUGCAUUCAAAGCCACAUUUGGAUAUUUCUGUUUUCUGACAUUCCAAAACGACACCCAGCAGGUAAUAACAAAUAACCUCAGAUCUGCUGGCUUCAAGGGACUCGUAAACUUUUUCCUCGUGAUAAAAGCUGUGCUAAGCUACCCCCUUCCUUAUUACGCGGCCUGUGAUCUGCUUGAACGUGUUCUGUUCCGAGGAAAACCUAAAACAGUAUUUCCCCCAAUUUACGCUUUGGAUGGCGAGCUGAAGGUUUGGGGUCUAGCAUGGCGACUCGGUGUGAUAAUGUUUACGAUACUGAUGGCAGUAUUUAUUCCUCAUUUCCUGAUACUCAUGGGCUUUAUUGGUAGUUUCACUGGUACGAUGUUGAGCUUCAUUUGGCCUGCGUACUUCCAUUUGAAAUUGAAGGCCAACCAGCUCGACAGUACCACUGUUGCCUAUGACUAUUUCAUUAUUGGUUUGGGCGUAUUAUUUGGCCUAAUCGGAAUGUACGAUUCUGGUUCUGCUCUUAUAAAAGCAUUCAAAAUAGGGUUGCCGUUUUAAUUUAGUAGUCAAUAAUUGUUGAACUAUUUUUAGAAUAAUGCAUAUUAAAUGUCUAUUAUUUAUAACCCUGCAAGUUGUUUGCGGCGAAAUAAUGCCAAUAUUUAGUCUGAUGUGAUUUUGUAAUUUAGAUUUAGCUGUUAAGAAUUUAAACUUGUUGCUGAUGUAUCCAUUGUCUUCCAAAAUAAUGAUUAUAUUUAUGACAAUUGACAUUAUGACGUUAUGUCAGUUUGGUCACAUUGAUAGGUUAAGAAUCGAGCGUCUUCCAGAUAUUUAAAUCUUCAACAACGAAGUCUUCCAUUUAAAUGUAUUUUUAAAGUUAUAUAUUUACACAUUUUCUGCAAACAGUAGAAUUAUACUAUAUAAAAUGUAUAACGCUUUUAAUUGCGAAGUCAUAUACAGUAAACCCCCUUAUAACAAGGUACUCUUAUAACGCAUUUUCAUAUUACGCGACUUCAAUCCCUCGCAUAACACGGAUAUUCUCCCAAAUAACGCGGGGAAUUCAGACGUCAUAUUUCUGAACUGUGUCAUUUAUAAUGAUCUGUACGCACUUAUUUCGUUCACAACAUAGUCUCUUUUUAAUAUUGGAUUAAAAUCCCGUGU
This is a messenger RNA of Pieris napi, 2636 nucleotides long. RefSeq names its product vesicular inhibitory amino acid transporter (gene VGAT). Lineage: Eukaryota; Metazoa; Arthropoda; Insecta; Lepidoptera; Pieridae. Gene Ontology annotation, cellular component: vacuolar membrane. The coding region runs from base 423 to 2036 and encodes 537 amino acids. Gene Ontology annotation, biological process: amino acid transmembrane transport. Gene Ontology annotation, molecular function: amino acid transmembrane transporter activity. The record is from RefSeq and is a predicted model, not a curated record. The transcript is spliced from 4 exons.